AUAUAUCGAUACCACCUACGGUUUUUGCAUCGCAGUUAUUAUUAUUAUUAUUUUACAACAAAAUGCGGAGCCAGCGGUUUCUAUUCGUGGCCAUUUUGGCCUGUUUUCUGGUGACUAUCAAAUCCACGCCCCUCAGCGACAUAUCGGACUCGAAUGAAUCGACUUCGGUGGAUGAGAAGACACAGAAACGUCCAGACGAUGACAGUGAAUUCGAUGGUUUCCCCUUUCGGGAAGAUGAUGAUUCCCUGCAGGACUCGUCGAGGGAGAUGUCUGUGCAGGAUCACAACUGGGAUGUGCUGAUUUUCACGCAACAAUGGCCGGUGACUACUUGCUAUCAUUGGCGUGAGGAGAACCCCGACCAGGAGUGCAGCCUACCCCAGAAAAAGGAGUUCUGGACUAUUCACGGCAUCUGGCCAACGAAACUGCACCAAAUGGGACCCAGUUUCUGCAAUAACUCGGCCAACUUUGAUCCAAACAAACUGAAUCCCAUUGAGGAUCGACUGGAGACCUUUUGGCCGGAUCUCAAGGGCAUGGACUCCACGGAGUGGCUUUGGAAACACGAAUGGCAAAAGCACGGAACAUGCGCUAUGCUGGUGGAGGAACUGGACAACGAACUCAAGUACUUCGAGCAGGGACUCACUUGGCGUGAGGAGUACAUCAUGUCGCGCAUCCUAGAUGCCUCUGACAUCCAUCCCGAUUCCAACAACACGGUGGCGGCCAUCAAUAAUGCGAUAGUCAAGGCACUGGGCAAGAAUCCGUCCAUUCACUGCCUAUACGAUGGCAAACACGGCAUCAGCUAUCUAUCGGAGAUUCGCAUUUGCUUCAGCAAAUCCCUGGAGCUCAUCGACUGCGAUGGUAUCGAGCAGGGUGAUGCUGUGCCCGUUGGUGUUCCUGGUGGCACUAUCAUUACCAACUGCCACAUCGGUAGCCUCGUGCACUAUCCCAGCCUGGUGCCACCGCUACAAAGGAAAAGCCAUUGGAAGUUACCCCUCGUGAACGUCUACAAGUUGCUGCAAUUCCUCAUGUGGUUCACCUUGUAAACAGGUCGUUGUGCAAUCCAAGCUGGGAAGUAUUUUGAGGCGCGCCUUAGGAGGACUCAUCGUUAACUCCAAUAUUAUUUGAUACUUCCACUGAUGGUGUGCUGGAGAUUCGGAGCUUAACAAUCAUAAACGAACUAAGACACUCGUUUUUAAAUAGCUGCAAAACUAGUAAAUUAUAAAAAAAAGAUGUCAUAUUUUAUAUUAUAUACUUAAAAGGAUCUACCAUUUUAUACAUUUAUUGUUUGGUUAUCCAUCCACAAUUCGAUAGGAUUAUUUAUAAUGUACAAAAUUCUAAACAUCGUACGAUGUUAAUCAAUCUGUAUUUGAUUUCACACUUAUUAGUUUGUAGGCUCUCCUUUGUUGACAUAAACUUUGUUUUGUUUCUAUUUAAAGCUUAUAAGCAUGUACUCCCCUUAAAAGACACUCAUUGUGAAUAUAUUUGUAUUCCAAACUCAUAGAUACUAUUUCUGUGACUAUUAACUCAUGUAAACUUCGUUUUUAACGAUUGCCUAAUUGUUCUAUUGAAUUUGAGUUUAAUACGCUGCAUAAAACUGACCAAGCUGUCCAAUCAUACUGUAUCUCUUACUAGUUACUAAGAUCACAUUUGUUUGAUUAAAACACAUCGAAUUGA
Drosophila sechellia is the source of this 1671-nucleotide messenger RNA. RefSeq names its product Ribonuclease X25 (gene RNaseX25). Lineage: Eukaryota; Metazoa; Arthropoda; Insecta; Diptera; Drosophilidae. Gene Ontology annotation, molecular function: ribonuclease T2 activity; RNA binding. The transcript has 2 exons. Gene Ontology annotation, cellular component: extracellular region. Gene Ontology annotation, biological process: RNA catabolic process. The coding region runs from base 63 to 1040 and encodes 325 amino acids. The record is from RefSeq and is a predicted model, not a curated record.